CCUCAGCGCGGAGGAACGGCUCCACCAACGCCCCCUCCCCAGCCUCUGGCCGCCUGCCCGCACCUGACACACCGGCGGGUCCCGCACAGCACCUGCCGUGGGCUCUCAGCCUCUCUCCGGCUCGGUCCUGCCCCUGUCGCCCCGUACGACAAGCAGACGCCCACCGCAGGUGCACCCCCGUCCCUCUGAACACUGCCUUCCCUUCGCCCGGUGGCGCAUCUCCUCAUCUCCUCCCCAGCUACACCCGCUGCUGACCCUUCCCGCCUCUCCCGACGCAGGGGCUGUUGGACUCCAUCGUCCCCCGGCCCCCUGCGCCGCCUCCCCGGGCUAGGGCCCUCUCCGCCCCGCCAGAGCAUCUCUGGGGUCAGCGGGACCCGAGCGCUCAGCAGGCGCCCGCGAGGCCGCCAAAGGAUCCGUGUGCGGAGGCCCCCUGCGCGCCGCUCCCACCAGCGCCAUGGAAGCCGCCGCCAACGCCCGCCCCGCCGCACAGGAGAUGUUACAUCCAAGAAAUCUCAUCCCAGAGCUUUGCAAGCUGUUUUAUGAUUUAGGCUGGGUAACAGGAACUGGUGGUGGAAUCAGCCUGAAACAUGGGAAUGAAAUCUACAUUGCUCCUUCAGGAGUCCAAAAGGAAAGAAUACAGCCAGAAGAUAUAUUUGUUUGUGACAUAAAUGAACGAGACAUCAGUGUUCCUCCACCACACAAGAAACUAAAGAAAAGCCAGUGCACUCCACUUUUUAUGAAUGCCUACACUAUGAGAGGGGCAGGAGCAGUGAUUCAUACUCAUUCCAAGGCUGCUGUUAUGGCUACCCUUCUUUACCCAGGGACUGAGUUCAGUAUUACCCAUCAGGAGAUGAUAAAAGGAAUCCAGAAGUGUACCUCGGGAGGCCAUUACAGAUAUGAUGAUACACUAGUGGUGCCCAUUAUUGAGAAUACACCAGAAGAGAAAGAUCUCAAGGGAAGAAUGGCACAUGCACUGGAAAAAUACCCAGACUCUUGUGCUGUGUUGGUCAGACGUCACGGAGUUUACGUAUGGGGAGAAACAUGGGAAAAAGCCAAAACAAUGUGUGAGUGUUAUGAUUACUUGUUUGAUAUCGCAGUGCAGAUGAAGCAGCAUGGACUGGAUCCUUCAAAACAUCCAACAGGAGAAAAUGAGAACUUGUAAAUGACAACAAGAGUCAUAGCACAGUGUGAAUUUAUCUGUAGCAAUGAUCUGUUUGAAUGGAGACACUACAGAUGACACCAUCUCUUCAGCCUGCUUUUCUACUCAGGAAAAUUGACUACAACAGAUCUCCCCCUGCUCUAUUACCACUGCAGUCGUGUCUAUACCUGAAAUAAUGCUUUUUUACAACACAAUGCAGCAAAAGGAUAUGUAUUAAUAGCUAAAUAUGUCCUGUGCAUAUUUAGCAUCUAUGUAUAGCGUGGAGUGCAAUUACUUUUUAAAACUAAAAUGUGUCAGGCAUUAUCAGCAAAAGUCAACGGAGCAGGAAGCCCAGGCAGCUAAGAUAUACAGAGAUACCUGAACACCCACUUUUAUUCUUCAGCUCGCAGGGUAUUUCAAUCUAUUUCAGUUGUAUUGCUUGUACAGUGGGCUGUUGGUCUUUUUUUUUUCCCCAGCAGAAGUGUCUGGUUGCUGUUUGAUUGUUUCAUUGGUUAGUGUCAGCUUUUUACCUCGUGCAGCAAGUUACCAUGACACGAGCAAUGCUUUGAAAGCUUUCAUAACAAAUAUUUUCAAGUAAAAGCACAUAGGCAGUCCUUCACUUGAAGGAUCCCUGAAACAAUUCUGGUGUGGCAAAAUAGUGGUAGCAUCAUGUUUCAUGGUCUCAUGUUUCACUUCUCUCUGAAAAUCUAAGCAAGUUUAAAGUUACCAGUACUGAAAUUAUGAAGGAGUUACUGGACCAAAGGGGUAGUCUCAUUAACUUGUUGCACAGUGCUUGUUGGCCCAUUAGCUAAUUAUGCCCACAGCAGAGGAGGAAGCAGUGGUACAGGAGGCUGCUGCCAAGUGAGUCUCUGCAUGAUGUAUUGGGAGUGCUGCCACCCCAUACCAGGAUGAAGUCACUGUCUGCCACAGUGCAGAGCCACCUCUUGGCCUUGCUUCUCAGCUCCUGCAAUUGAACAGGAUGGGCUAACUCAGUGUCAUUUAUAUUUUUUUGACUGUUUCUUCUUACUUAAUUUUUACCUUGCUUCACCUAUACAUAUUUCUUACAUGAUGAUGGGGGUUACAGGCUCCACCUUACACUUAAAACCAGAAGGGAGUGUUGUUAUACUCAGCUGAUUGAUAGGUGUUAGCAGCCAGUUCUGACUAUUAAAACACAUCCAAGAAAAAAAGGAGAGUUAAUGCAAAAAGAAUAAAAGGCUGAACAAUCACUGCUCUUUAGGAAUCAUGUGUGAAAAUUCAGAUUAAAAAAAAAAAGAUUUUGAAAAAAGCUAUGGACAAAUAAUGUGACAUUUUGUUUCCAUGCUUUAAAAACUCAUAUUUCAACAACCUUCAUUUGCUGAUCAGGUUCUGCUGCUACAUCAUUUAACUUGUUCUGUGUAUCCAUUUCUGAAAGUUAUAGUAGCCUUUAUUCGCAGGGAAAACCCCCUUAAUUAGAGAUUAGGUACAAAGUUUAAAGUAUUGCUUAAGUUGUUGAUUCAUUUAUGCCAUUUUAAUAGGGUGUUUUUUAAGCUAAGCCUGUAGCAUAUGUAUUUUUGAAUUUUCUUAAUUGUCAUUAUAAUGAGUAGGAAACAAUUUUAUGGCAUGCAUUUGGGAGUUGCUACUGAGAGACUGCUUUGGGUCUUGUCUGUCCUUUACCUCUUUAAAUGGAUACACUUUCAUAAAAUGUUUUUUUCCUACACCUACAGCUUUACAGCAGCUUUGUAUGGCUUAUGGUUAGCCAUCCUAAGAUACAUUUAAUCAAGCUUCUCAAUAAAAUGGAGUCUCACAUUUAUGUACCUCAGUGUAAUUUUUCAAAAUCUCCUGGAGUGGUGCCCCAGAGUUGAAGUCCCAAUUGACCAACUCUCUGACUCAGUAUUGCAUCCUGAGGAUGAACUGAGCGAGGGUAAGCACCAGUUUACCUUGUUUCCUGAUGAGGGCCAUGCUUUCCUACCACUUCUCCAUGCAUCAUCUCUGGCACUUUUUUGAGCUUAACAUUUCAAACUAAGAAAAGUACUGCAAAAGUUGUGGAGAAGAAAAUCAUCCUGUUGUUCCCUAAUGGUGAAACACUGAAUCAACUCAGAGAUGGGUCUAAACAGAACCAGAACUUUGACAAAAGAGAUGGCUGAACCCAGAGGUGGAGACAUUUCCCUCAUGUCGUGGGGAUGACUAUUCAGAUUUACUCAGGUACUUCUGGACAGGCGUUCACUGUGGAUGUUCUGAAGAGUUCAGAAAGAACAGAAGUCUGUGGUAAAUAAUCUGCUAAACAAACAAAUUGGGAAGAAAUUUCUUAUAUUUUUCAGUACUAAUAACCACAGGGUUUUCUUUAGCCAUGUGUGUUAGAUUACUGAUUAUAGCACAAGAUAAGCUGUUGGUCUCAUUACUGGUAAUUGUAUUGUGCUGAGCUUGUACAAAACCCAUCCUAUUUUGCUGUGUAUCCAUGUCCCCAUGUAACAGUCUGUCACUGGGCACUGACAAAACUAAUUUACAGUAUAUCAUCAUGGUAUAAAACCAAUUGCCUGCUGACCUGAUCCAACCUUCUGCAUACCAGCUGUUUGUAAGCAGUAAGAUGUUUGUGUUAUGACAGCUUGGUGUAUCCACCAGAACUGUUACUGCUAUACUGUCAGUUUGUCAGCAAACAGAAGCCUCUUAUCACCCAUCCUUGUAGAAGCUGCAGCCUAUCUUUCUGUGCUGCACACCAGAGUACGUUCAGCAUCUGCUGCUACCAGACCAACAGCAGCUAUCAAAGAUGACAUCAAGACCUCCACUGAUGAAAUUACCACUUCACAAGAAUAAUUCAUUAUAGAACAAUUUCCUAUCAUAAACCCAUCUACCAUGAUGACAUACCCUUACCUCUCUCAGAUGCUUCACAUUUUCUCAACAGGAAAUUCCUGAGCUUUACUCUCAAAUUUUCACAUCCCUACCAGACAGAUAUGAAAUUAGGAAUUAAAGACACUGCCAUCUAGUUCAGAUAGGUCUCUUUUCCCUCCUCCCCCCCCCCCUCCUGAUGAUUGGACUGGAAGACUCACCAGCAUCAAUUAAAAUUAAUUUAAUUUAGUUGAACAAAAUGUGUGUCAUUCUAUUCUUACAUUAAAGGAAUAACCAUAUUUCAUUCUUUUCUGGAUUUCCUCACAUGUUUUAGGAACACAUGAAUAGCAUUGACUGUUGUUAUUCCAUCGUUUUUACUUCUGAACUCCCCAAACUCUUGUGCUAAUUCUUAAAAUUCCUGGAGUUGUGGUGUUCUGUUUCCAGACUGAAAGGUUUCACUGAGGAUCUGUGGCCUGUGUCCAUGUUUGUCUUUCCCUGCUGUUCUUUGUGACCUGCAGUACACAACCAUUAAGCCUAAGGGUGAGUGUGACCUGAAUUACUGUGAAAUAGUGGUGAGCACUAAGUCACUGCAAUUUGCUUACUAUGUUUAUCAAUACAAUUUUUCAUUAUUAGACUCUUGUUUGUCAGUGGCAAAUAUUUUGCAGUGAUUCCACAUCUUAAGAACAUAUGUGGGUUGAAGAGCUUGGGUGAAAAAAUGUUAUUUUUUUAGAUCAGAGUGUGACUUCGGACAAGCUACAUGCUCCUCCUCUCCACUUAGCACAAAACACAUCUCCAGUUAUUUUUAAGACUUCAGAAGCUGCACGUGACCUGAAGGGAAAUAGCAUUUAUAUUUCCCUUAGCUUUUCUUCUCUGUGGGCCUGCUCAUGAAAAGACUUCUUGAUGUGACCGUCCACUUAGUCUUGAAAUCGAGUUGCUAUCUAUUGUUGGUGACCUGCAAUUUUUUAUUUAAACUGCUAGACUCCUGCAAAAAGUAAAUUUCUGUGGUAUUCUGAUGAUGCUGUCAGAAUGGACCAUGAUUGUAUCAUUCCAUAAUACUGAGGUUUUAUACGGAUAAAGGUGAUUUUACAUUUGGUGUU
Molecule: messenger RNA, 5037 nt
Organism: Calypte anna (Anna's hummingbird)
Lineage: Eukaryota; Metazoa; Chordata; Aves; Apodiformes; Trochilidae
Gene: APIP
Product: APAF1 interacting protein
Exons: 7
Coding region: 455-1162 (235 amino acids)
Cellular component (GO): cytoplasm
Molecular function (GO): methylthioribulose 1-phosphate dehydratase activity; metal ion binding
Source: RefSeq, a predicted model, not a curated record